UUAGUGAACACAGAGAGCAAAGAAGUAAAGUGGCUAGACAUGGCAGCUCAAGCUCGUGCACUAGUCGCUGCAAAGUGGCUUGCAGAAGCAAUCAAAAACAACCAAGUGGGACCUCGCUUGCGGAUUCUCGACUCCUCUUGGUAUCUCCCCACACUUAAUCGAAAUGUCAAAGAGGAGUUUAGCCAGAGACACAUACCUGGCGCUUCAUUUUUCGACAUCGACGACUGCUGUGACAAAAGUUCAACCUUUGAUCACAUGCUGCCUUCCGAAAAGGAGUUUGCCGAGUACGUGGGCAAUUUAGGCAUUAGCAAUGACACCCAUGUUGUCGUUUACGAUACCAGUGACUUCGGAGGCUUCGCUGCCCCUCGGGUUUGGUGGAUGUUCAGGUUCUUUGGCCACGAGUCGGUGUCGGUGCUUAACGGGGGAAUGAAAAACUGGAUGAACGAGGGUCACCCCGUUUCAUCAGAGGACUGCAAACCGGAGCGAGCAGAGUUCCGAGCGGCUAUCAACAAGUCAUGGGUGAAGACUUAUGAAGAUGUGCUGGAGAACUUAUCUACCAAGCAGGUCCAGGUCGUGGAUGCAAGAGUUAGUGGAAGAUUUCGGGGCCUCGCACCAGAGCCAAGAGCAAACACGGAGCCAGGCCACAUCCCAGGGACCCUCAACAUGCCGUUCCCUGACUUCAUGGACUCCUCUUCGGGCCUGUAUAAGGAGCCGGCGGUGCUGGCCCAGAUGUUCCGGGAGGCCGGCGUGGACCUCCAGAAGCCCUUCUGGGUCACCUGCGGAUCAGGUGUGACGGCGUGCCACAUUGCGCUGACGGCUCACCUGUGCGGCCACACAGGUCCCUGCCUGUACGACGGCUCCUGGUCCGAGUGGUUCGCCCGCGCCGCACCCGAGCACGUCAUCUCUGAGGGCAAGGGGAAGCAGGCAUGAUGAUGCAGGAGGAGUCUUAAGCACAUCAUGGGUUCUUUCUAAUAUCCUAACAAAGGGCCCUUCUCAAAACCU
Molecule: messenger RNA, 1002 nt
Organism: Engraulis encrasicolus (European anchovy)
Lineage: Eukaryota; Metazoa; Chordata; Actinopteri; Clupeiformes; Engraulidae
Gene: mpst
Product: mercaptopyruvate sulfurtransferase
Exons: 2
Coding region: 40-930 (296 amino acids)
Cellular component (GO): mitochondrion
Molecular function (GO): thiosulfate-cyanide sulfurtransferase activity
Source: RefSeq, a predicted model, not a curated record